Messenger RNA from Pyricularia grisea, 2419 nucleotides. RefSeq lists its product as uncharacterized. The coding region runs from base 134 to 682 and encodes 182 amino acids. The record is from RefSeq and is a predicted model, not a curated record. Gene Ontology annotation, cellular component: phagophore assembly site membrane; Atg12-Atg5-Atg16 complex; cytoplasm. Gene Ontology annotation, biological process: nucleophagy; autophagy of mitochondrion; C-terminal protein lipidation. The transcript has 2 exons. Lineage: Eukaryota; Fungi; Ascomycota; Sordariomycetes; Magnaporthales; Pyriculariaceae.
CUUGGUUACCUUGAUACGUUGGUUGCUGAUCAUACCACUGGUCAUAUGUCCAGAGGUGUUCGUUGUGAACAGACAGGAAAUAAGACGGGUGCGACCAACCACUUGUCCAUGCUUGGUUGAGGCCUCGUUCACAAUGUCAUCCCCACCGACACGUUACACGCGCAACCCGCAGCUACGGCGCCCGUCCAUCUCGACGCCAACGCCGCCGCUGCCAUCCUCCUCAACGACAGCUCCCGCGUCCUCAUCUAUAACUCCUAUCCCGGACGACGCGCCCGAUGCCGACGACGACAAUGACGCAUCCCCACCAUCUCCGGACCUACCGCUGACCAUGUCGGCGUCGGUGAUGCUGACACAGCUCCCGCGCGACGCUACGGCCGCGCUGGCGACUGCGGGCGAGUUCCCCGCAGACCAAAAGGUCGUGGUGCGCUUCAAGCCGGUUGGUGGCAGCGCGCCGGCGCUGAGGAAGGAGCUGUGCAAAAUCAGCGCCGCGCAGCGGUUCGAGGCGGUGGUCGCGUACCUGCGGCGUACCCUCAAGGUCGGCAAUGGCGAGAGCGUGUUUCUGUACAUCAAUUCAACGUUUGCGCCCGCCCUGGAUGAGAUUGUCGGCAAUCUGCACCGCUGCUUCAAGGACUCGAACGGCCAACUUAACGUAUCUUACUCCAUGACUCCUGCGUUUGGGUAGUGCGUCUUUGCGUUAGUGCCGUGGACGAUCUAUAAGCUUGCAGCACUCUUCAAAAAAGAAAGAAAGAAAAGACCUGCUCAGAUAGUCUAUUAAAUGCCUAUAUCUUUGCCUCCCAGCGACGAUAUGCAGGCUGAUGGGUGCCUCGAGGCCUAUGAACGGCCGAAAAACAAGGUAUAAGUAUGCAAAUCUAAACAAUGCCGCUCCAUGCAAGCACAAUGCCCAUGUACUAAUACGCAACUCCAACGCUAUACAGUAAUUAUGCGCAUCAACGCUCGUAGGUCUAUUCCAAACUCUUCUCACCCUCAAUCACGGCUUUAAACGCAGCCAGCUCCUCGCUUGGCAUCGGAUACGUAUGCUCGGGGCCAGGAUAGGCUCUGCUCUUCACCUCAUCUCUAUAAGCCUCGAUCGCCCUCAUCGACUCUCCCCAAACGUCUCCGUACUUCUUGACAAACUUAGGCAGGUAGCGGCCAGGCGGGAAGUUGCCAGUCAUGUCGAUCUGCACCAGGACCUGUCCAGAGCAGCCAUUGCCCGCGCCGAUACCAAUGGUAGGGAUGGACAGCUUCUUAGUCAACAGGGCAGAGACCUCGGCGGGGACGGCUUCGACGACCGUGGCAAAGCACCCGGCUUCUUGCACUGCUAGGGCAUCUUGCAGGAGGGAUUGGGCUGCAGCAGAUGUUUUGCCUUGAACCCGGAAUCCACCGAGCGAGUGUUGGCGUUGGGGAGUCAGACCAAUAUGGCCGAGGACGGGAAUGCCAGCUCCAGUGAUUUUGCGAAUCGUCGGCGCCAUCUCCCGACCGCCUUCGAUCUUGAUUCCCUGCACCCGGCCUUCCUUGACGAAGCGGAUAGCUGUCUGAAGAGCUUGUUCGGGUGAAACCUCAUAUGAGCCCAUAGGAAGGUCGCCAAUCUUAGUUGCUAUGUUAGCAUGAGGAAUGUUGUUGGGCCGGGGUGGUACAUGCAAGGGAGAUGGAUGGAGUGGGGUCGAGGGGGACUUACAGUGAAAGCGGAUUUUGUGGCCCUUGCGACCGAACGGCAGUGCAGCAACAUCUCCUCCAACACGACCUCGCUGGUAUCCUCCAUACCAAGGGCGACCAUAGCCAGGCUGUCGCCCACGAGAAUGAUGUCCAUGCCGGCAGCAUCGGCGACAUGGGCGCUGGGAAAGUCAUGCGCCGUCAUGACGGUGAUUGGUUCUCCUUUUUUGUAGAGGGAACGCAGGGUACCGAGGGUUACCUUCUUGCGCUGGUUGGCAAUAGGUGAACCCAUUGGUGAAUGCGAGCUAUGUCUGCAUUGUUGUUGUUGCUGCGGGUUCUGUGAGGUCGCAGUAGACGCCUGGACUGGGCGGGUUGAAGGUCUUGCCGGUGAGGCUGCAAUGCUGCUCAAAGCGCGGCAUGGCUGUUGUAUCCUGAGCAAGUCGAUCGCGCGACCCCUGACCAAUGUGGAAGCCACUGAGGUACACGACCGGGCCAGGGCAUUUGUGGCUGCGGGCGGGUGCAUGUUUACAGUACCUGUGGUCACGUGCAACGAUUGCAGUGGUGGAAGGUACUGUGUACUUGGGGAAAAGCACGUGCUCAAGAGUAUGGAUGCACAAAAAAGGAACAACCUCUUGCGUAAACGUAAUUUGCUCUCAAGUUGCAACCCAAGUUUUCCUGCUUUAAAAUUUGAUUAUGAGUGACGAAGAUUGGAACAAAAGAAGAGAGAAUACAUGACAGAAAUUUUUUCUGGGGCUUGGCCACAUUUCGU